This is a messenger RNA of Nycticebus coucang (slow loris), 1630 nucleotides long. RefSeq names its product regulator of G protein signaling 17 (gene RGS17). The transcript has 5 exons. The record is from RefSeq and is a predicted model, not a curated record. The coding region runs from base 168 to 800 and encodes 210 amino acids. Lineage: Eukaryota; Metazoa; Chordata; Mammalia; Primates; Lorisidae.
CCUCUCCUCUCUCGCUCUCUCCUCGCCCGCUGGGUGCUGAAGUUGGGCGGAUGGCAGCGAACCGGCUCCGCUAGAAGCCCGAGCAGCCCGGCCUCGCGCCCCCGGACGCAGCAGUGCGCUGCCCACACCUCCAGGCGACUAGACAAUUGGGUACUGAAGUAGCUGAAAUGCGAAAGAGGCAGCAGUCCCAAAAUGAAGGAACACCUGCUGUGUCUCAGACGCCCGGAAACCAGAGGCCCAACAACACUUGCUGCUUUUGCUGGUGCUGUUGCUGCAGCUGCUCCUGCCUCACUGUUAGGAAUGAAGAAAGAGGGGAAAAUGCGGGAAGACCCACACAUACGACAAAAAUGGAGAGCAUCCAGGUCCUAGAGGAAUGCCAAAACCCCACUGCAGAGGAAGUCUUAUCCUGGUCUCAAAAUUUUGACAAGAUGAUGAAGGCCCCAGCUGGAAGAAACCUUUUCAGAGAAUUCCUCCGGACAGAAUACAGCGAAGAGAACCUCCUUUUCUGGCUUGCCUGUGAAGACUUAAAGAAAGAGCAGAACAAAAAAGUCAUUGAAGAAAAGGCCAGAAUGAUAUAUGAAGAUUAUAUUUCCAUACUAUCACCAAAAGAGGUCAGUCUUGAUUCUCGAGUUAGAGAGGUGAUCAAUAGAAAUCUGUUGGAUCCCAAUCCUCACAUGUAUGAAGAUGCCCAACUUCAGAUAUAUACUUUAAUGCACAGAGAUUCUUUUCCGAGGUUUUUGAACUCUCAAAUUUAUAAGUCAUUUGUUGAAAGUACUGCCGGCUCUUCUUCUGAAUCUUAAUUUUCAUCUUAAAAAUAAAUCAUUUUGGAGGGCUGGGAUGGGAAAUAAGAGUAGUUAAAUAACAUCAGAAACUUGAGCUCCUGGAGAACUACAGUUUAGCAUUCCUCAGGCUACUGUGAAAAUACAACCAUUAUGGUGUUUGUCUCCAUUUUUAUCCAAGGUUAUCCAUGAUUAAGCUUGGAGAAGAUUCCACACAAAACAAUGAAUUGCCAAAUGGUUUUAUCCAACACUCCUUCUAUUUGCAAGCAAACUGUAUUUGUAGUCCUAUGAACAGUCUCCCAGUGUAUCUCCAGAGACUGCAUGUGCGAAGUAAAACUGCUUCAUUUGCCACGUAGUUGUUGUAAUAUUUAAUCCAGUAGCAUAACUUAUAUCUGUAUUUAAGGACUUUUGUGCAAUAUGGUCUUACAGAAAUAAUUGCCAAAAAAUUGGCCAUGGUUUGCAUUUUUUUUUAACAAAGACAAAAAAGGCAUUUUUUACAAUGUGACAAUGAUAUUCAAUAUGCUAUCUACUGUGUUCAGUACAAUAAUUUUGAAGCCAAUAUUUCUGUACAUGAAAAAAAGAGCUAUUUAUCUCUGUUUGCUGGAAAAUCCUAGUGGAGGGGUCCUCUGGUCAUUGACUGCCAAACACUGGCAUUUUCCUUACAGAACAGUUUGCUAUAUUAAAGAGGAAAAAGAAGAAAGAAUAAAAGCACAAAACAAUUUGAAGAUAUUCUAUCUCAAUGACAAAUCAAAGAGUGAUAUUGUUUUUAAUUGUAAUAGAAGAAAAUGAAUCUAUGUAUAUAUCAGAUGUCCAAUACUGUAAUCAAUUUGUUAAAGACUGGCUCUCCAGUU